Molecule: messenger RNA, 1284 nt
Organism: Stylophora pistillata
Lineage: Eukaryota; Metazoa; Cnidaria; Anthozoa; Scleractinia; Pocilloporidae
Product: co-chaperone protein HGH1 homolog
Source: RefSeq, a predicted model, not a curated record
AUGGCGGAUCAGAUUGACCAAAAAGCCGUAAAAGAACUAUUGCCUUUUCUCUCGCUUAAUGCUCGUGGAGACGUGAAAUCGUUGGCUCUGGAUUAUAUUUUAGGACUCUCUGGUUCUGAUAGUGGAAAGAACUUCCUGAACCAAAACGAAGAAUACUUGAGAUCCCUUUUGGAACUGACGAGAGAUUCGAACUCAAACAUUUCUAGAGAUGCCUUCUCGACGAUCGUGAAUUUGUCCGCAGAACUCGCCAUCUCGGAUAAACUCCUCAAAUUUAACAUAAUUGAGCCCUUUUUGAGCUAUGCUCUCAAAAAAAGUAGUCAACACGCCGACAAAGUGGCCAUGAUUUUGUCCAAUGUAACAAGAACAGAAAGUGGAUGUCGUGAGGUUCUUAAGGUUACGAACAUGUCGGAAGAAUGCAGUUUUUACAAUAUUGUAGAAAUUUUGUGCAAAGAGAAGUUUAAUCCCUCUGCUGAACUAAACUAUCUUGCCACUUUUCUAUCGAAUUUGACGCAAUUACAAGAAUCACGAGACUAUAUUUUGGACAGGGAUCGCUGUGUCAUUCAGCGCCUUUUGCCAUUCACAACCUACAGUGCUUCUCUUGUAAAGAGAAGAGGAAUCGUAGCUGUACUAAAAAAUUGCUGCUUUGAGACAAGGAGCCAUCAGUGGUUAUUAAGUGAUGCUGUGGACAUCCUACCACACCUGCUACUCCCCUUGACAGGACCAGAAGAGUUUUCUGAAGAUGAGAUGGAGAAACUCCCCCCUGACCUCCAGUACAUGGAUGAUAACAAAGAGAGAGAAUGUGAUCCAGACAUCAGGAACAUGUUACUGGAAGCCUUACUUCAGCUGUGUUCCACGAAACAUGGCAGGGAGGUGCUGAGGAAGUUUAAUGUGUAUGUUAUUCUGAAGGAGUUAUUUAAUUGGGAAGUAGAUGAAAAAGCAAAGAAGUCGUGUGAAAAUGUGAUUCAAGUUUUAAUAGCAGAUGAACCAGAACCAUCCAUGCAGGAUCUAAAACAAGUGCAGAUUCCAGAGGAGGUCAAGAAAAAGUUUGAUGAAGAACCACAAACAAAUGUAGAAAAUUUAUAACAUGGAUGAUACAUCAUUAGUUGAAAAAGAAAAACAAGACUUGCUGAUUGCAAAUUUAAGUGGGGAUAUACUCUUAGCUUGUUGUAUGAUAAAUCUCCUCUUCUGUUUCGAAAUAACCCACAGCCUAUGAGGUUUUAGAGAUAGAGAGGUAGCAACGGUUAUCAACUGGUUACAAAAACAUAAUAAAUUUGACAUCUCUUA